UAGAAAAGUUUUAACAAGCAAUUCAUCAGAGUUAUUUCUAUGCCCUUGUUGUUUUAUAUACAGAGUCAGCAAGUAGUUGUUUUGGUAUCUCCGAGAGUAUUAACUACGAGACCAUCUGUAAUGACUAAUCUACUUGCGGUGGCGAAAUAGUCUUAAGUCUGCAUGCCAAACUGAUAAGUUCUUUCAAUGCUCAUUAUAUUUAUAAUUGUCGGUGCUGACAAUUUUUAUUUUUCAUAAAUUUUUCCAACAUGUAUUCGAUCUCUGUUUUGCUACGUGAGGAUGUAUAGUAUAGGGCUGAUAAAAUAUCUUCCAACCAUUUUAUAAGUAUUAUAAUAACGUAAAGAACAAUAUGCAUCAAAUAUUGAUUAAUAUCACUGUUGUUAUUAACCUACAUGUCCUAAUCGCUUGCAGUCGAUUCUUGCUCCGUACCCUUAGUGUCUGUCUAUAUAUAAAGGCCAAAACCUCUGCCGUCUGCUCCUCGUACCAUUCAUUAUACCAACUACUUCUUCUUUCAUCUUUCACGUACCUUCAAUGGCCACUCUGCCCACAACAACACGAGGGAAAACUGUCCCUGAUGCUUGUGACUACCAAGGCCUCCCAGCAGAGAGGUCUAAAACCGGUGGUUGGACUGCAGCUACCAUGAUUUUAGGAGGAGAAGUGAUGGAGAGGUUGACAACACUGGGCAUCACGGUCAAUCUGGUAACGUAUUUGACGGGGACGAUGCAUUUGGGCAAUGCUGCCUCCGCCAAUUUAGUUACCAAUUUCGUGGGAACCUCUUUCAUGCUCUGUUUAUUUGGUGGAUUUCUAGCCGACACUUAUAUUGGAAGAUACCUCAAUAUCGUCGUCUUUGCCGCCGUUCAAGCAACUGGAGUUGCACUUUUGACGAUAUCAACUACAGUUCCGAGCCUAAGUCCUCCAAAAUGCAUGGAAGGUACGCCCUGCGUACGCGCAACCAACACGCAGCUGACGGUGUUGUUUUUAGCACUUUACGUGACGGCUCUCGGCACCGGCGGUGUGAAAUCAAGUGUCCCUGGGUUCGGUUCAGAUCAGUUUGAUGAUUCGGAGAAAGAAGAGAAGAAUGACAUGGUUAAAUUCCUAAACUGGUACUACUUUGUUGUGAACAUAGGAUCUUUAGCUGCAGUGACCGUUCUUGUGUACAUUCAAGAUAACCAAGGAAGACCGUGGGGCUAUGGAAUCUGUACCUGUGCGAUUCUGUUCGCGCUUGUUGUGUUCAUGUUGGGCACCAAGAAGUACCGGUACAAGAAACCGGUGGGGAGCCCUCUGACUCAGAUUGCGGAGGUGUUUGUGGCGGCUUGGAGUAAGAGGCGCUUGCAAUUGCCGUCUGAUUCCUCAUUGUUGUUUAAUGAGGAGGACAUCUUAGAUGAAGCAGGGAGGAUCAAGAAGCAGAGGUUGCCACAUAGCAAGCAGUUCCGCUUCUUGGACAGAGCUGCAAUCAAGGACUCAGAAAGCACUGGUGGAAUCACAGUGAUGAGGAAGUGGUAUCUUACUACCUUAACAGAUGUGGAAGAAGUGAAAUUGGUGAUCAGAAUGCUACCAAUUUGGGCCACAACCAUCAUGUUUUGGACUGUUCAAGUUCAAAUGAUGACACUUUCAGUAUCACAGGCGACCACCAUGGACCGCCGCAUUGGAAAAUCAUUCACAUUUCCGGCGGGGUCAAUGACCGUCUUCUUAAUCGGCACCAUUCUCCUCACCGUCCCCUUCUAUGACCGCUUUGUCGCUCCGAUAGCAAGGAAAGCGCUCAACAACCCACAAGGGCUCACCCCUUUGCAACACACUGGAGUUGCUUUAGUACUCUCAGUCCUAUCCAUGGUGGCGGCAGCGUUUGUAGAAAUUAAGCGUUUGAGAUUUGCUGAAUCACAUGGUUUGGUGCAUGAUGCAAAGGAAAUUAUCCCAAUGAGUGUUUUUUGGUUGGUACCACAAUUCGCCAUUGUGGGUAUUGGGGAAGCCCUUAUGUACCUGGGGCAGUUAGACUUCUUCCUUAGAGAAUGUCCAGAUGGGAUGAAAACCAUGAGCAUGGGCCUAUUCUUAAGCUCACGGGCCUUUGGUUUUUUCUUGAGCUCUUUAUUGGUGGGUUUUGUGAACAAAAUGACAGGCCCAAACAAGCCAUGGAUUGCAAAUAAUCUUAACCAAGGGAGGCUUUAUGACUAUUACUGGCUUUUGGCUGCGCUUAGUGUUGUAAAUUUGUUUUUAUACUUGGUAUGUGCAAACUGGUAUGUGUACAAGGACAAGAAGCUUGCUGAGGAUACCUUACAAGAGUAGAUAUGAUGACCCCACAGCAUAGAAAGACACAACCAAAUUCCAUGCUUUGGAAUUUUCUCCUAGCAACCUUUUCACUUAUUUUAUCUUUAUUUUUUUGUAAUAAGAUGCAGCAACUUGUAUUAAUUAAUAAGCUAAUCAAUUAUAUUUUUACAUGGAAGAAA
Messenger RNA from Lotus japonicus, 2441 nucleotides. RefSeq names its product protein NRT1/ PTR FAMILY 6.3-like. Gene Ontology annotation, cellular component: membrane. The transcript is spliced from 5 exons. Gene Ontology annotation, biological process: response to nitrate; transmembrane transport. Gene Ontology annotation, molecular function: nitrate transmembrane transporter activity. The record is from RefSeq and is a predicted model, not a curated record. NCBI's taxonomy places the organism in Eukaryota, Viridiplantae, Streptophyta, Magnoliopsida, Fabales, Fabaceae. Bases 532 to 2280 code for a protein of 582 amino acids.